Messenger RNA from Juglans microcarpa x Juglans regia, 1342 nucleotides. RefSeq names its product cell division control protein 2 homolog A. The record is from RefSeq and is a predicted model, not a curated record. The transcript is spliced from 9 exons. NCBI's taxonomy places the organism in Eukaryota, Viridiplantae, Streptophyta, Magnoliopsida, Fagales, Juglandaceae. The coding region runs from base 193 to 1065 and encodes 290 amino acids. Gene Ontology annotation, molecular function: cyclin binding; ATP binding; cyclin-dependent protein serine/threonine kinase activity. Gene Ontology annotation, biological process: regulation of meiotic cell cycle; regulation of G2/M transition of mitotic cell cycle; protein phosphorylation. Gene Ontology annotation, cellular component: cyclin-dependent protein kinase holoenzyme complex; cytoplasm; nucleus.
GGAGAGUGAGCACUGUCUCCUCGUGCUUUGCUGUUUGGAGUCUGUGUCUUUGGUCUUUGGCUAAAGUCACAGCGGAGUCGUCGUGGUGGCUCUGCGACUCUCGUAGUGGCUUCUCUCAGAAAACCCUAGCGACACGACCGAGCUCUGCCAGAUCCAUCCUUCCUCUCUCGAGGGCUGUUUUACCUGGACUGGAUGGAACAGUACGAGAAAGUUGAGAAGAUUGGAGAAGGAACCUAUGGUGUGGUUUAUAAGGCUCGUGACCGUACGACAAAUGAGACUAUAGCCUUAAAAAAGAUUCGCUUGGAGCAGGAAGAUGAGGGAGUACCGAGCACAGCAAUAAGGGAAAUCUCCCUCCUGAAAGAAAUGCAGCAUGGAAACAUUGUCAAGUUACAGGAUGUGGUGCACAGUGAGAAGCGCUUGUAUCUGGUUUUUGAGUACCUUGACUUGGAUCUGAAGAAGCACAUGGAUUCAUCUCCAGAAUUCGCAAAGGAUCUACGACAAAUAAAAAUGUUCCUUCAUCAAAUUCUCCGUGGCAUUGCUUAUUGUCAUUCCCAUAGAGUUCUUCAUCGAGAUCUGAAACCCCAGAAUUUGCUAAUAGAUCGCCGCACCAAUUCGCUAAAGCUUGCAGACUUUGGACUGGCCAGAGCAUUUGGCAUUCCAGUAAGGACGUUUACACAUGAGGUGGUUACUCUGUGGUACAGAGCUCCAGAAAUAUUGCUUGGAUCUCGCCACUACUCUACUCCUGUUGAUGUGUGGUCGGUGGGUUGUAUAUUUGCUGAGAUGGUUAACCAACGGCCAUUAUUUCCUGGCGACUCUGAGAUUGAUGAACUUUUCAAGAUUUUCAGAGUCUUGGGUACUCCAAAUGAGGAUACAUGGCCUGGUGUGACUUCUUUGCCCGAUUAUAAAGGUGCCUUUCCCAAAUGGCCUCCUAAGGAUCUAGCUGCUGUGGUUUCAAGUCUGGAUUCAACCGGAGUUGAUCUUCUUUCUAAAAUGCUCUCCUUGGAUCCCAGCAGAAGGAUCACGGCCAGGAGUGCCCUCGAGCAUGAAUACUUCAAAGAUAUCUGAUUUACACCUCGAUUAUCUGCAACCAUCCUCGUGGCAGAGAAGUGUCUAUAUUAUUAUUAUUGUGUAGCUAAUAUAUCGCUUUUGAUUGUGUGAGAAAUAUGCGUGCUGCAUUUUUUAUGCGAUUCUUCUUAUUUGCAAUUUCCUUUUGGAUUGAGUUUAGAUUUUACUUUGAUUUGGUUUUGGAGAGACAUAUUUGCAUCAACUAGGGUAUGUUUCAUUUCUCUCCUCUCUCUCUUCUCUCCAUGUCAUAAAGAUAUAACUGUCAUUUUGUCUCCAA